AUGAAAAAAUUCAUCAUUCUAAUAAUAAUGCUUGUAGUGGCCUUAGCAGAUGUGACAUGUCUAUAGGAUAAGUGCAAGACAGAAUUUUACAAUUGCAAUAGAGAUAAAACCUGGUAUUAAUACUUUUGAUUAAGUCAUGAUUAUAUUGCAGAUUGCUCAUGGUAAUUUGUUGGCAACUUAGGCUUUGAAAAAAACCAACAUUAAAGAGCAAAAGACAGUGUAUAUUGUUUAAUUAUCUUAAGUAUGAAAUCUGUUUGAAAGGCUCAAGAAUAUCUAAAGCUUAAAUAUUGCAAGAUUGUAGAGUCAAAAAUUGUUAAGGAACAGUCAUCAAAUUCUGA
Paramecium octaurelia is the source of this 338-nucleotide messenger RNA. NCBI's taxonomy places the organism in Eukaryota, Ciliophora, Oligohymenophorea, Peniculida, Parameciidae. The record is from the annotation of a GenBank genome assembly.